GAAAAACAAGUGGAGAACGUAUGUCAUCCGUCAUCGUGUAAAGAUAAUCCUGCAUAUCUUUUGUGAAGAAAAUCACAAACAUCAACAAGAAUUUUGAUAUUGAAUUUCAGCAACAACUAAACUUGAAAUUUGUAUUAGUGAAUCUCGUGAUAUUAGCAAAUGACAGAGCUCUCGACUAAAAUGAGGGAAGAAACUGAAAAUAAAGAAAUUACUGAUGCAAAUGCCUUCUUGAGAGAACGAUUUCUUUAUUUUCUUUCUUCAAUAUGUGGUAAGAAGGAAUGCACAUUUGAGAUGUAUGAAAAUACUGUUGUGAGGGGUACCAUCAAAGCCGUGGAUCUUGAUUUCCUUAAUAUUAUUGUAGAAAAUCUGAAGACUCCGAUGUCAGAACCAAUCAGCACGGGUAUUUUGAGACCUAGUGAUGUAUUGACUAUCUCGUAUAAAUAAAUACCUUGCAGAAAGUAAUAUUAAAUUAUAGAAUUUACCAAAAAUAUUAUCCUACAUACGCCUAAAAAGAUCAAACAAAAAAUUGGUACCUUUUGAAAAAGAUUCC
Acanthoscelides obtectus is the source of this 550-nucleotide messenger RNA. The record is from the annotation of a GenBank genome assembly. Lineage: Eukaryota; Metazoa; Arthropoda; Insecta; Coleoptera; Chrysomelidae.